CAACGAAAAUCAAAUCAUUCAAAUCGAUCGUCUGCACAGUGGUCACCUUAUUUCCUGGAAAAACCCAAUCAUCUCUGCCAAACCCUCAAACCCCUAAACCCCAAAACACUCACAUACCGUUCAUUCCUCUGAGAUCUGACCCCUUUCCAAAGCUUCUCAUCGCUUGUGACUUGUGAGCAAAAUCCCAAGUGUUUUCUUCCAUGGAAAAGUGAGUUGAUUGUUGGGUUUUACGGGUUUUGAUUCGAUUACAAAGACAAUGCAAGGGUUCAGAGCCAAGUGCAGAGUAGGAGUUUUGAUCGUCUUAUGCAUUUGGAUCAGCCUCGCUGCAUUGUACGGUCUAUUGAAGCCUGUUUCAAAUGGGUGUGUGAUGACUUACAUGUAUCCUACUUACAUUCCCAUUUCUACUCCUACCCAUUUGGCGUCUCCCAAGUAUGGGUUGUUUUUGUACCAUGAAGGGUGGAAGAAGAUUGAUUUCGAUGAUCAUCUCAAGAAGCUCAGUGGAGUUCCCGUUCUUUUCAUUCCGGGCAAUGGGGGAAGCUACAAGCAGGUACGAUCCUUAGCAGCAGAAUCUCAUAGGGCAUAUCAAGGAGGUCCUCUUGAGCAUGCAUUUUAUCAAGAAGCCUCUCUAACUCCUGAGGAGGGAGGAUUGGAUAUGGAUGUAGCUGGAUUUUCAUUAGCCAAUCAGUAUGCUUCCAUGCUAGACUGGUUUGCUGUCGAUCUAGAAGGUGAACAUUCUGCAAUGGAUGGUCGGAUACUUGAAGAACACACUGAAUAUGUUGUAUAUGCCAUUCAUCGGAUUUUGGACCAAUAUAAAGAGUCUUAUGAUGCUCGUGUGAGAGAAGGUGCUGCCAACUCUGGGCCUUUGCCGAAGAGUGUCAUAUUGGUUGGUCACUCUAUGGGUGGUUUUGUUGCUAGAGCUGCAAUUGUCCACCCACAUUUAAGAAAGUCAGCAGUUGAAACAGUUCUUACACUUUCAAGCCCACACCAGUCACCUCCAGUGGCAUUGCAGCCAUCCUUGGGUCAUUACUUUGCACAUGUAAAUCAGGAAUGGAGAAAAGGUUAUGAGGUUCAAUCCUCUCGCACGGGAAAUCAUAUUUCUGAUCCUUCUCUCUCUCAUGUUAUUGUCAUCUCCAUUUCUGGAGGUUUUAAUGAUUACCAGGUAAGAUCAAAGUUGGAAUCCCUUGAUGGUAUUGUGCCCCCCACCCACGGAUUUACCAUCAGUAGCACUGGCAUGAAAAAUGUUUGGCUGUCCAUGGAACACCAGGUUAUUUUAUGGUGUAAUCAACUAGUUGUACAGGUGUCACACACUCUUCUCAGUUUGAUAGACCCCAAAACAAAUCAACCAUUUCCUGGCACUCAAAGAAGAGUUGCAAUAUUUGCAAAAAUACUUCGUAGUGGUAUUCCACAGAGUUUUAAUUGGAUGAGGAGGUCACAAACAUUUCAGCAGUCAAUGCAUGUUCCCUUUCAGGAUAAAUUGGAUAAUUCUGGUAUUAUUAAUAUUCACCCUCUUUUUUUUCUUUUCUCUCCUGAUAAGUAAUUUUUUCUUACUGUU
Messenger RNA from Vitis riparia (riverbank grape), 1552 nucleotides. RefSeq names its product GPI inositol-deacylase. The coding region runs from base 257 to 1537 and encodes 426 amino acids. The record is from RefSeq and is a predicted model, not a curated record. The transcript is spliced from 6 exons. Gene Ontology annotation, molecular function: hydrolase activity, acting on ester bonds. NCBI's taxonomy places the organism in Eukaryota, Viridiplantae, Streptophyta, Magnoliopsida, Vitales, Vitaceae.